AGCAAGUAUAGGCUUGUGAAAGUAAGUAGAUAUUAUGCACGCUGUACGUCCUAGAGCAAAGGCUGAAGAAUUUGUACUUGCAGCAUAGGUAUCAAAAACUCUCAUGGUCUGCGCGUCCAGCAAACGAGCGCAAUCUCCAAUCACGGCGACACUUCUCCCUCCAUCCAUGGAUUUUAUCAUUACGGCGACACCGCGACUUCGGUUUUGACGAUCAUUUUUUUUGAAUCUUCUUCGCUCUUACUCUUUGCGUUUGCGAAAAAAACUUCGACUUCCACGCCUGCGAGCGAUUUCAAAGUCAAGGCCUUCCUUUUUUUUCUAAGAUGUGAAGCAGGUGGUUUUAAGUACUAUCUUAGAGCUUGAUCUUGUUAUUGUUAUUCAUUGACGUUACGCUCUUGUUUGACACUAAAAGGCUGUUGCAACUCAGGUUGCUUUCGGUUCGUUACCAGGCCCCCUACGUUGCCUACUGGCUCUAAGAUCGUGCUCCGCGCCCCGACUAGUACAGUGACCUACUGAAAUAUCUAUUUUCAUUUUGAUAUUGAUUCUUUCUACAUUGCACUAGAACAAGUACUUGCACACGGGUGCCGUAUAUUCGUACCACAAUGUACAAUGGCGCAACGGUAUUCUUCCGAACGCCUCGAAGCCGAAGGCUUUUGCAGUGCAAAACGGUUUUUAUUUAGGUGUACUAAGACAAACGGAGCUUAACAAGGCGUUUGUAUUGUUAAAACCUCUGAUACCGCGGGGGCUGAGCAAGUUUCUCCUUCGCGAAUCUGAUGGCGGUUUUUUUUCUACAAUACUCUUGGUUAGUGUAUGAUAAAUCUUUGAUUUCGAGAAUAGGUUUGGUAUUUUCUUUACUAAAAUAAACUUGUACGACUCUGUAAAAUUAUUAUCUCGUAUUGACCUGCUCAGCGGAAGGUCUUCAGCUAAGGACUUUCCAUCUUCUACUUCAUCAAGUACUUAUAAUAUUUGGCGGCCCGCCUAGCUACUAGCAAUAGUGCCCUUAGAAGCACUAUAGUCACUGGGACCGCCGUCUUGGUGCUGCCAGCACCUGCACGUCAAUAGGAUGCCGCCGAAAAUGGGUAGGAUGGAAGAGCCGCCCUCCCCAACCGACGUUGAGGACGUCGAGGAAGUCGAGGACGAAGACGACAGCGUCGAGCCACUAACACCAGAGCAGGAACUAUCCAAGAAAAAAAUGUUGUUAGUUGAAAUUUGUGAUGCGCAACAUGCAAGAUGAUUGCGUCUGUCAUGCCUGGCAUGCGUCAUAGGGUCCAUUAAGCUAAAGGGCGUUUUCCUUUUCACGUACUAUCUGCGCAUGACAGGUUUUUGCUGUAGCUGUCAUGCCAGAGAAAUUUGUAAUGCUAAUCCUCCAAGAAAGUUACUACACCUACAAUGUUUUUUUCUUGGAUAUUAGGAACGAAGACGACGAAUUCUUUUUGCUAGUUCCGCCAAGACAAAGAUCAACGGUAAGGAGAAAUUGCGUUUCGACGAUCCGCCGUUUGCAUACAAUGUGUUGAACGUAAAGCCGCUCCUGACCGACCGCGACGACCUUUUCGUUAUGGUCGGAGAGGGUACCACACUCGGGCGAAAGCUGAUCGUGAAGAAACUACCGCUAGACGAGUCAGUUACGGUAUGUUUAUUCUGCCCCUGCGCAGCUUUUGUAAGGCAUUGUCGUCAUACUUAGUCAUGCAAAAGGGAAGGAGUGGUGUUGCUCUACCGAGGUGCAUAUGUUGAUGGAAAUUUCGGCUGCAUUGGUUACACAAGUAGUACAAGAAAGACAAACAAACACAUAUCAGCCGCUGAUAGGGGUGAAGAAGCGCGCAAUCCGGGAAAUUGUGGUCUUCGCAACGGUGAGUUUGAGGAAUCCCGACGUCUUAUCCUGUGAAAAAGAUAAAGGCCCCGGCAGCAGAAAAGGGCCAGGCUUGUCAUGCAAAUGCCCCCGCUGAUGCUUUGUUUGUGGUGCAUUUAUUCCUUCUACUGUGCAAAUGCUCGUGACUCCGAUGAAUAACUGCAAGCUAUAACCGAGGUUUUCGAAUAAAUUUUUGUUGCUGGUGUAGCGCAGGAGCGCCAAUGGAUAAACUAAGUACAGAACUUUAUUUCACAUCCCCGCAACUAGAAUACGGAUACGCUGGAAACGACCUCCGUGUGUCUGCAUUCGACGUGCUUGUGACUUUGCAUGUCGUGAGACUGGGGCGACCCUUUUUCACAGGAUAUGCCAAGCGUUUGAUGAACUCCUGUUUCGUCGUUCCACAAGCUGCCUGGACGUCGUCCAACAUGAAGUGGCUCUACGUGGCCCAGCCUCCCGCAAGCUGUGCGUUGUUUGCGAUCCCGGAGAAGUUCAGUAUCCUGUGUGUGAACGUGCCCAUCCCAGAGCCAAGAGGGGAACUUUGAAACACAGCUGCAGAACGUUCAAGUUUUCGGAGUCACGCAUGACAAACUUGGCCACGUAGCCUAACCGCGCGUGGGCAUACUUGGAGUCCGUACUUCUGUUUAGCAUGACAACUCUGGGGUAGGGACGUUUUUUUUCCUCCGGAUAUGCAAAGACACGUGGUCACUCGGUCAGAAGUACAAGGAAGUCGCCCCCCGGGUGAAGCGGAUCGACACCGAACUCAAGCAACUCCAAGACGAGCAAAAAAAACUGGGGAAAGCAAAAUUAAGGAUUCAGCAGCAGAAGGAUAACGAGAUAGCUGCGAAACAGGAGGAGCUCGACUCCCUUGUGAAAGAGUUCCGCUAUUGGAAGCUGAAAAACGAGAUCAAGAACCCGUCGAAAAUGCCACUGGGUAUCAAAAACGUAGAAACAUCCACCUGCACCACAUUUGAGACAAAAUCGUUUGCGCUUCUGCUGCCACGAAAACCUAGAUUCUUGUUGUGGAGCUGCACAAUUCGUUUUUUUUUUUUGAUAAGUUUUGAGGAGAUCAUCCUCCGGGCGGCAUGAUCCUCCGAAGUUGUACCUCUGAUGCGUUACAGCUGCUCUGAGUGCUUUUUAUAGAUCAUUAACCUGUCCUGCCACAUCAAGUGCCACUAUUUUCAGAACAGUAAAAACGCAAGACAAAUAUUUCUGCAUCUGUAUUUGGUGCAGGUGCACUUUUUUACGGGAUAAUACAAAUUCUGAUGAAGCUGAUCCACAUACCGGCCUUUUUGGAUAUGUGCUUCCGGAAUCUCCAUGCAUUCCAAGUAUUGCUUUAUAUCUUUGAUUUUGCUUGCUCCCUCAUCCUCUUUUAUACCUAAAUAUGCUUGUACAUGUAUGUGCGUAUUGUCUCCAACAAUUUAUUCAGUGUGCAGCUUGUUGAACCUAGAUAUCGUCACAACUAUUACCAUUACGUUUACACAACGCAGGUCAUAUUUUCCUGUCUCCACCGAGAUCUGAAGCCGGACAACUUUGGGCUGUUGGAUGCGGACGUCGACUAGGAAGAUGAAGACCCCUAAACGAGCGACACACAGCCACAGGGCCUAUAUUUGCAUUCGGUUUAUUCGGGUCGUUCAGCUUCGCGAACCGGGACCGCUACCGUGGACGUGGAUCACCGUGUUCAGGAUGUUCAAAAAAGCCAAGGGGGCCGCUUCUCCUCGAGAUAAUAAAAUAGAAAUAGUAGCAAGUACAUUUCGCACAGGCUUUCAACGUGCUGUGAUGAAAACUGUAGAUUUUGAUGCACGUCCUUGUUUAUAGGGUGUUUUAAUACGCUUUCAUACGACAGCGGAACAGCCACGAAAGAAGUUCGUUUUGGACAAGAGGACCACAAUUCAGCAGCUCAUCGAAAGAGACCGUCACCUCCUGCCCAACGUGCUACACUGGGAUGCGGCCGAAAAGGACGGCAAGUACAAAAACAAACUGAGGUAUAAAAGUGAGACGCUUUCAUCAACUUUUUGACCUUCACAAGUUCUUCUUUAUUUUCGGGAAGUUCCUUUAGCGCAAGUUAGAGUUUGAGGCACGGGGGUAACCGUUCCUAGCUAACUGCCAGCAGAUCACCAAGCAAUAGGAAGAUGCAAAACCUAGCUGCUUCAUGUUUUUCACUUACUUCUCAUCAGGCUUCUCCUGUUCCCUUCCUACUUCAAACAAAUCAUUUGCAUGGAACGGAUGGGGAUGAAAUUACGAUGUUUCUUUCUAGCUAUUGACGCAUAUGUUGUCUCUUGAUAAAAGCUUCCACACUUUCUUCAGGUUGUACACCAUUGACGGCCACUACGUCGAGAACGUUUCCAUUCGGCUUUGGGAUGGUAAAAAAAAGAAUAUCCUGUUGAAGAAUACACCCACACACAUAUUCAUGUGGUUUUACUUUUAUUUCGGGCCACUGCGUUGUAGAAGAUUCGACGUCAAAGUAUGGAUUUUGUGUAUCUCUCUUCGGUGUACAUGCUGACAGGGUCUUUAUCCAAGAGCGAGACAGGUUUACUUAAAUGAAUUUUGUCUCGAAUAUGCUAUGGUGGGUGUACUCUUCUGCAUGAUAUGGAAAUACGAAGAGCAAGAAUCCUACGUGCCCAUAGACUCCAUCUUCCAGAAAAUCACGUCCGACAAGGACCCCUUUACCAAGGUGCGGGAUCUGAAGUACACUUUCCAGGAAAGAUCCCAGAAGCAGGGGUUGGUCGCGCUGACGAUCUCGCAGAACGUCAAAUGGUUGGAUUUUGGAGAAUAUCAAAUGCAAAUGUGUCUGGGUCUCGGUCUGGAAACUUGUGAUGCAUGUCGGUCAAUAGUAGAAGAAACAUUGCAUAUGCACUUCCAAGCAUGACAAGUUCUGUGUUGCGUAUUCCGCGCGAGAACGAACAGCGUUACGUAUUCUGCAUGGCAGAAAAGACGGGCUCUUGCUGGCCACGAAUAAUGAAUAUGCAGACCUCGGUCGUCAGUUUCAUGCCAGACUAGCUGCAUGACAAGUAUCGCGUUCUUUCAGAAUCAGACCCAGGCAUAUUUGCAUUAGAUAGAGAAAGUAAGGUGUUGACCAAGGGUAGAGACAAGACCGUGAAGCAGAACAACGCUGGAACGCCUUGGUGGCGUCUGGAUGAUGCUGACGGAAACACGAAUGACGUUUUGAGUAACGCCUUCGUGAUUUGGACCAUGAUCGGUGGCAAGAAGGACUCGGCGAUGAGUUUCGUCGAAUUGAUCAAGCCCUACCUCAAAGGCAAGGACACCCGUUGGGAAGGUGCGGACCUCGAAGCCCGGAGGUACGUUCGCAUGUGCCUGUCUUAUCUCGGUCAACAAAAGUCCGUGACGUCGUGCACCCUCGAUGCAGAAAUGAUCGACGAGCUGGCCGAUAAUCACCUCGAGUACCUGAAGAAAGUCAAGGCAAGCAAGGCCGAUGCGAAGGCCAAGGUCGAACAGUCCGAGAGCAGUGACUGCACGAACGACCUCGGCACCAACGACGACAAGAAAACGGUACUGCGAAAAAUCUCCGUAGCAAUCAACAAGUGGCAGGAGGAAUUCGUCGAUAACUGUACGUCUUGCAACGUGCCCGAGGACAUGAUGAACAUGGUCAUGGUGUCUUUCACUCCAAAAGUCAGCGACAAAGAGGGCCUAGUGGGAUCUUCGUCUUGGCUGCAAAACUCCAUCCUCGACAAGUACAACUUCUCACUAUCCUGUGCAAAAAUGAAUGUCCCCAACCCCACCACAUUCGCAUACGCAAGAUGGCAAGAAUGCUUUGUACACGACAAAACGACAAUUUUUGGCUGCAGCGGAUAAAAAGUUUCAGUUUCUUGGGCUCGUAGGGUAAAAGGAUUAUUGGCUACUGCACGCGCUGCAUUACAAAUCGAUCUCUCGUGUUAUCCUGAUUCUAGCAUGAAAGAGCAGCAUUAGGAAUACUUCUUGGAGUGUGCGCAGGAGAAACAUAUUUAUUGUAGCGAUACAAAUAUGCAUAACAAAUAGGGGGUUGGGACGUUUUUUCACCGGAUCCGCACCAAUGACAAAAUUUUCUGAAGUGGGAAAAAUUGGCGAAGAGCACGAGGGUACUUCACUUUGAAUUCGGGGCUGCAGCAGCACAAUGUUCUCAUGCUGAAGCUCUUCUUACUCUUACAGCCUCAGGUCCAGCUUCAAGACCUACCUGGAUGAAAACGUGAACGCAAAUUAGUGUUUGUGUUCUUGUUGUCGAAAUAAAAAAAAAUGAAAAUCGAAGGUAUGACGACCGGAAAAAGAGCAGACGGUGCGAUGAAAUUUCUGUUCGAGGGACGGUUGGGCCGCCUCAUGGCCGAGCUUAACGCGGUCCACCCCUUUGUGCCCAAGCAGUUGUACCGGUACCUCGGGCCGCAGGCCAUUAUGCGGAAGGCCAAAGAGCUUUUGGCAGGACUAGUCGAAGACAUGCGCUCCGGGGCUCCAAGCGAGAAGAGCGACGCUGGAGGCGCGGGAGGGACACAGCAGGAACCGUUUCUGGUACAUAUAAAGUCCUUCUCUUUUACUCAUAGUUCAAGUUGUGGUGUCACUUUGCAAGCAUGUACUCAAAAUCGGACAUAAAGGCAGCAGUCACAGCUAUAAAAACUGUGCAACUUUCUUUAUCUCGCAUUACAAAUUGGAUGUUUUCCGUCGUGGCGGUUUUUAUCGAUGAAGAUCUUGUACCGUGGUUCUUGGACCGUAAAAAUGAGAAUAUACGUCUCCAGCAAAAACGGUGUGUAUUUGAAAAACACACAGGAGGACGCGGACGGCAAGGCCGCAGAGGGUCAAGGGGGCAAGAGCGGCGCCAAGAAGCGGGGUUCGCUAGGGAAUGUCGGCGCUGCUGCUUCACGGGCCGACGCGGUAAAGACAGGCAUGAAAGAAGUGCUCCUACAGGAGAGCGGUGCAGCGUCGCUCCAGGGAGGCAUGAAGAAGUUCAGCAUGAAGCGCAGCAUAUCCCGCAUAAAAACGUAUCCGGCCGCACGGUGCUGUGUAUCACUUUUGCGUUUCACGGAACAUGUGUAAAAGAGACCGAGUAAAAAUGUGCAUUUUCCAGCAGGAAAGAAGCAUUUCUACAGGUUAUUUCUAGGAAUUUGUAUCAUCGCAAUAAUGAAGCGGCUGUGUAAAUAAAGUGCGCCCGUGCACUGGGAUACAUCCAACUUUGAAUUUGUCAUGCGCAACUCGCAGAAUUUGGAGUUCGCUACUCGGACAGGGAGCAUCUUCCUUACUGCCUCAACUCAUAGGUGGGUACGCUUUUAUGCAGGAUAGGCCUCGCAAGAGGUAGACGAUCCCAGUUCGGCUCCUGCUGCGUCGCAGAGCUGCGUCAAAAAAGUAAAGAUCCAGGCGAUGGGCGGCGCAUCCGGAAGGAAGUCCGUGAACUUUCAGUCCGAACAAGCUGACCAGACCCGGCAACAAAUCGCCGCAUCGGCAAAAAAGACGACACUCGAGGCCGAGAUGGAUAGUUGGGCUUUGAGUCUCGCUAAGGAUCGAGACGGCCAGAAGCAAAGGAUCGCGGAAAAAACAUCGGUAGCAGAAUGCGUGCCGUGGAUGGGAAAGGUAGUACGAACUUUAUAUUUAGUGGUCACCUGCUGAGGAAGGCGAAAGAGUAAUGCUGAUUCAAAGACACGAAGAAGAAGAAGGAGAUUGAGAUUACGAGGUUGGGAUCAUCGAGCGCAGAAAUUUUCCAAAGUACACAAAAAUCAUUUUUCAGGUACAGCACACGAAGUACUGGAAAGAGCUCUUCAACAAGUCACAAAGAUAUGUUUCACAGCUGAAACCGCACUGCGACUGGGCCGAACUGAAAGGCGCUCAGCACGUUCGCCAAGUGCAAGCCCUGCAGCUGUUCUUGGAACACGUAGCGGCGACAAUGGGAACGUUCAGUCCGGACGAGGAAAUGAUGAAGCUAACCUUGGACGAGAUUCUGGACUGCACCGUCAUCGAGGAGCAGCCGGCAGCUGGCGUCGCAGAGAAAGGCAAGAUGAAGAUGAAAAAGGCUUGAGCAAAUAAAUCAAAGAACUACACUACUAGACACUAUAUUUCGUCCAGGAAAUUUGGGUGGUCUAUCAAUACUUCCUUACAGCUGCAAGCGUCCUCGCCGACUGCAUACGUCUAAUGUUCGUCUUUUGAAUGAAAAAUCGCGUCCUUCUGCAACAACUUCAACUCACCUCCGAACCAGCCACACAUCUGACCGACAGCGAACUUUCAGCGAGGUUUGUUCUUCUCAAAAUAAUUUCACACCCGACAAUAGAUUUGUUUCUGGUGAAGCUUGCGACAAAGACAGAAAGUAGAAUUGGCUUUCCCCCAUGAAGCCAGGCAGCCUCCCCAUACGACAGAUUUUUGCGUACGGCUUGUAAAAGUAAGUAUAAUUAUUUGUAUUUGAUUUGUUCUUGUUGUUGUUCAGUAAUCUGGUAACCAAAUGCGUGCGCGCGCGCGCGCAGAGCGCGCGCCGGCCCACGAAGCCGGCGCGCGCGCUCUGCGCGCUUGCGAUAUUGCUUAGCAAACGCAGCGCGAAGGCAGUUGCCGUUACCAUAUAGGGCAACCGCCGGGAGGCGUGAAGGUCAGGGAAAUGGCCAGAAAUGAAGCGGGAGAAGGGAAAAAAAGCGGACCAGAUGGGAAAAUGGCCAGGAGGUCAAAAAUGUCGCAAAAACGGCAGAAACCAAGCGGGAGAAGGUGAAAAAAGCGCACUUUUGCGGUUUGGCCCACUUGAUAUCUGAAAAAGAGACGGACUAUUUUUUGCUCCGCCCGGUGGCCAGCUGCGUUGGAGAAGCAGGCCCGCGACCUGUCCGGAAGCCUUGGGCCGCUUCGUAACUGGAAAAAAUUGGAAAAAAAUGGCAAAAAAUUGCUUCAUAACGUGGGCGGAAGCAAUCGUCGGAUUUUGUGCAGAUCGCCCGGGCCACUUGAAAAAUGAAAAAAGAUGAAAAAUUGCGCAAAAGCGCAAUCCCCCCGCAGGCUUCAAAACUGCCACCCAGGUGGGGGCGGUGAAAAUGUGCAGAUCGCCCGGGCCACUUGGAAAAUGAAAAAAGAUGAAAAAUUGCGCAAAAGCGCAAUCCCUCCGCAGGCUUCAAAACUGCCCGUCAGAUGCGGGCGGUAAAAAUGUGCAGGUCGCUGGGGCCACUUAGAAACCAGAAAGAAACGCGAAAAUUAAAAGAAAUCGAGAACCCCCGGCAGGCUUAGAAACUGGCCACCAAGGGCGGUCCGGCGGGCGCGCGCUUGCGCCGUACCAUCGCGAUUGGGAAAAAAAAACCGCACUAGAAGCGGGCGGGGGUAUGUCACAAAAUCCCCAUUUGCCCUGGGUUUUGAGCAGAAAUUCGGCAUCUUCCCCGGGUCUGAAAUGGCCGAUUUUGGUGGCCCGGAAGGGUUUGCGGGUUUUCGGCCUUCCACAUACCUCCCGGGCCCGGGGGCCAGUUUGUCAUGCAGGGGGCUAGAAAGGAUGCCCCGCUGCGAGCUAGCAGACCGGAUUUCGCAUUCAAUGCUUAUCGCAGGAGCCUGCGGGCCGCCGCGGGCGACAGUAGUUGUCCGCGGCCCUUUAGGGCCGCGGGGAAGUGGUGGAGCCCGCGGCGGCCCGCAGGCUCCUGCGAUAAGCUUUGAAUGCGAAUCCGGAAGCCUCCGAUGACCCGGGAUAGCAGUGGGAUUCUAAUUAAAAAAAGUGGGACUCUAAUUAAAAAGAAAUGGUGGUGGCAACCGCGCUUUCGCCGCGCGGCUGGUUAGGCUUUCGCGCUGGUUAGAUUUUCGCGCACGCAUUUGGUUACCAAUAUCGCCCUCCGGGCGCGACAUUCAUAAAAAGGAAUCACAUCAAGCACUUGAGCUGAAACUUAGACGAACCUCCCCAAUCAAAGGAACUCCAUCUUCUCGCGACCGCAGAUGAGCUGAUUUGAAUAUUUUUGAGAGUUGUUGUUUAUUCCGGCGUUUGCCGGGGGGACGAUGUUCCACUUCCAUGUUAUUGAAAAAUCAAAGGCCUCGGAUAACUCUGAUGAAAUAUCGUAAAAAGAGAGUCGAAGGUUGGCGAGAUAAGUAUUUGGAGAAAGCAUGAUUAAACUCAACUUCCAACCUCCAGCGCAAAAAGCAACAGCUAUGAAAACGCGCAGGUUUCGAGGAGCUAGAGG
This is a messenger RNA of Amoebophrya sp. A120, 9936 nucleotides long. The record is from the annotation of a GenBank genome assembly. Lineage: Eukaryota; Dinophyceae; Syndiniales; Amoebophryaceae.